This is a messenger RNA of Brienomyrus brachyistius, 6313 nucleotides long. RefSeq names its product rho guanine nucleotide exchange factor TIAM1-like. The record is from RefSeq and is a predicted model, not a curated record. Gene Ontology annotation, molecular function: guanyl-nucleotide exchange factor activity; protein binding. Gene Ontology annotation, cellular component: plasma membrane; synapse; cytosol. Bases 277 to 4980 code for a protein of 1567 amino acids. The transcript is spliced from 26 exons. Gene Ontology annotation, biological process: activation of GTPase activity; small GTPase-mediated signal transduction; positive regulation of axonogenesis. NCBI's taxonomy places the organism in Eukaryota, Metazoa, Chordata, Actinopteri, Osteoglossiformes, Mormyridae.
UUGUCGGUCUGGGAGAGGUGGAUACGGAGAGCAGGGGUGGCGGGGGGGGCGGGUGAGUGGAGAGUGAGAGAUAGAAAUAAGCAGGCUCACCCCAUACUCCUGGAAUCAUCCUUGCAUACAGGAGUUAUCGAGAGAUGGGGGGGUGGGUGUCGGAAAUAGGCUAUACAAAUCCAAUUUCUUAAUGAGCGAAAUAUCCCGGACGGUCAUUCCCAAAUUUCUUUGCGCGUCCUAGAAGUUGUAAUUGCACUGCUGCGCUGGUUAUACGACUGCAACACCAUGGGGAACAUGGAGAGCCAGAGGUGGGACCGCCUAUUUUACAGAGAUGGUGCUGGAUAUUUGUGCCACUCGUCCCGGAAGCACAUGUCCCAGUCCCUCCAUGUCACUGGCAAGCUGACAAGGUGCUCGCAGUACGUGUCCUCAGGGAAGGUGGAGCACCGAAGCUCAGAAGCCAGCACACGAUCCAGUAGCACGCCCAGUAUCCCCCAGUCUCUGACUGACAAUGGGCUGAAGCCCUUCAAUGAGGCCGGCACCCUGCCUGAUUUUGGCAGCCCCAUUUGGGUAGACCGCGUGGCCAUGAGCCUGAGGCCCAGGUCGUUCCAUAACCACGUGGCUUUGAACCUCAUGGACCCACAAAAGACUCAGGUGGUACUCCCAGGGAAACGGGGCAGCAAGGCAUAUGCUAGGGGCUCUAUCCUCCUCGAGAAGGUAAGGGUUGGGCCAUGGAAACGCGCCAGACACAGGAAGAAGCGGUCCAGGUCUGCAGAAAUGCAUCGGGAUGACAGCCUGGAUUUCUCCAUCUCCGAUCUCAGCAGUACGGAGGAGAUUGCGGAGGGUGACUGUCACGGGAACUAUGGCAACCUGCUGGAUAUCAAUAACAGGUCCAGUUCCAUGGAAGAGUUCUAUGCCCAGGGCAAUCCGUCUCGCACACUCCUUCGGUACUUCGUCAAGCACUGGCCAAGGUCUGAAAAAACCACCUUAGAGGGUGGAAGCAGUGAGGCCUCAUCACCAUUUGAGGAGGACAGGAGUACUUUUGGCGCCUAUACCUUGCCUUGCCGGCAUUCCCACUGCCUGUCAGAGGGACUACCGAGCCACCAGGGGGCACUAUGUGAGAGGUUGCAGGGUCGGAGAGUGCUGACCACUCAGGAUGUAACAGCGGGGGACAGCAGUGAGUAUGGCGACAGCGGCAUCGACGGGGUCCCGCCCGACACGGAGCGGCGGUCGCGCCGCUACAAAACCAUGUCGGCUUCUUUAUCCGUGUGCUCAGCUACGGCACGCAGCCUGUUCAGCAGGGGAGGCAAGUUUGCCACCCAGGGAGUGUAUGAGAAUUUGCAGCUGGAGAGGAGCACCUUCCACGCAGUGGAGUGCCCAGUGGAGGUGGGAUCGAGUCCCAGCGAUGAGAGGAGCGAUGGCAUCAGGGGCCCCUGUGCCUGCCCGUCAGACCCAACGCCUGGCUCCACCCAUAGCAUGGUGCGCAAGGCCGGAGCCCUCUCUGUUAAGAACUUUUUGGUGCACAAAAAGAACAAGAAAGUGGAACCAGCCGGACGACGCAGAUGGAGGCGCUAUUGGGUAUCCCUGAAAGGGUGCACCCUGUUCUUCUAUGAAACGGAUGGACGCUCAGUGAUCGACCACGACAGCAUCCCGAAGCACGCGGCGUUUGUGGAAAACAGCAUUGUUCAGGCCGUGCCAGAGCAUCCCAAAAAGGACUUCGUGUUUUGCCUGAGCAACUCGCAGGGGGACGCUUUCCUUUUCCAGACGUCGAGCCAGACAGAGCUGGAGAACUGGAUCACGGCCAUCCACUCUUCCUGUGCGGCGGCGCUGGCCCGACAGCAGCGUUGGGAUGACACCGUGCGCCUGCUGCGCUUUGAGAUCCGCAAGCUGGAGCAGAAGAUCGACAUGGACGAGAAGAUGAAGAAGAUGGCAGACAUGCAGCUCUCCACCGUCCCUGACAACAAGAAGAGAAAGACCAUCCUGGAGCAGAUAUUUCUGUGGGAGCAGAAUCUGGAGAAGUUUCACAUGGACCUAUUCAGGUUUCGCUGCUACCUGGCCAGCCUGCAGGGCGGCGAGCCACCCAAUCCGAAGCGGCUCCUGGCGGCGGCCUCCCGCUCCACUAAAAUAGCCAUGGGACGUCUGGGGGUCUUUUCAGUCUCCUCCUUCCAUGCACUGGUGGCAGCACGCACAGAGACUGGGGUGCGCCGACAGACAAAGAUCAUGUCCAGGACCUCAAGCAAGCACAAGAGCAGGUUCUCCUCGCUCUGGGGGCUGGACACCAUGUCAAAAAAGAAGACAAAGGACCGGCCGAGUAUCAGCCAGGUGUUUGCUGAUGGCAGGGAGCUGGCAAAGGAGUGCCCGGAUGGCACGCUAGUAGUCACCGCCAAGGAACGCGCGAAGAUGGAGAGCAAAGGACCACCGAAGGACAUUCCCAAGCGCCUCACAGAUGGAGAUGUUUGGGUCUCCAGCAGCCUCAUACCUUCGUGGGUGUGUCUGCCCAACGAUCGGCCAGUGCUCGCCGUCAUCCGGCCAGGGGAGUCCACGCUCGACGUCCUGGAGAUCAUCUGCAAGGCUCACCAACUGGACCCUAGCAAGCAUUACCUGAGACUGAAGUUUUUAAUUAAUGAGCAAGUGCAAUUCUACGUCCCCGAGCCUGAAGAGGAACUGAAAGACCUACUAUACAAGGAGGUUCAGAUCUGCUUGAGGCUCACAAAAGUGAUAUCAUUUUUUCGCCGCAACUCAUACAUGAUUGGUUACGGAUUUUCCGUCUCCGUGGUAGACGAGAACGACAUGCAGAAGCUCUUCGUCACCAGUAUAAAGGCAGGAAGCUCAGCCUUUGCCAAAGGACUGAGAGUUGGUGAUGAGGUGCUGCAGAUUAAUGGCAAGGAGCCAAACUGUAUGACGUUCUCAGAGAUGAAGACGGUGUUCUCCCAGUCAUCCCUCAUUCUGACCGUCAGCACGCUGCCCAUGGUGCAUCGCAACCAGCUCUGCUACCUUCCCCCUCGGCAUUCUGAUGGAGUGAAAGACCUCCACACAGACAUCUUCUCCCAGGAUCAAGAGGACAUCCUGGACAAUGGCGUAUCCUUGGAUUUGGAGAGCCCUUGUGAUUGUAUCCAUGGCGAUUCUGAGAGCUUCAGCGAUCUGGUGGAAGGUCUGAAGAGCACAGAGCAGGUCGCGGCGUUCUGCCGCAGCCUCCAUGACAUGAAUCCCUCGGAGGGUUCGUCCUCGCCCAGCCCGGAUUCCCCCCUCCCGCCGACGGCCACCCCGCGCCAGCUGUCCGACGCCGAUAAACUUCGCAAGGUCGUCUCUGAGCUGGUGGAGACGGAGCGCACCUACGUCAAAGACCUCAACUGCCUUAUUGAGAAGUAUCUGACACCACUGCAGCAGGAGAAGUUCCUGACGCAAGACGAGCUGGACGUGCUAUUUGGUAACUUGGUGGAGAUGGUGGAAUUUCAAGUAGAAUUUCUCAAAACCCUGGAAGAUGGGACACGACUGGUCCCAGAUCUGGAGAAGCUUGAGAGGGUAGACCAGUUUAAGAAAGUGCUUUUCUCGCUUGGCGGCUCGUUCCUGUACUACGCGGACCGCUUCAAGAUCUACAGCGCCUUCUGCGCCAGCCACACAAAGGUCCCCAAGGUCCUCGUCAAAGCAAAGACAGACCCCAACUUCAAGGCCUUUCUGGAUGCCCGGAACCCCAGGCAGCAGCACUCAUCCACCCUGGAAUCGUAUCUCAUCAAACCCAUCCAGCGAGUACUCAAAUACCCACUUCUUCUGAAGGAACUCUACUCCCUGACUGACCCGGACAGCGAGGAGCACUACCACCUGGAUGUGGCCAUGAAAGCCAUGAACAAGGUGGCCAGCCACAUAAACGAGAUGCAGAAGAUCCAUGAAGAGUACGGGGCCGUGUUCGACCAGCUCAUCACUGACCAGGCUGCUGACAAGAAGGAGGUGGCUGAUCUGUCCAUGGGUGACUUGCUUCUCCAUACCACCGUGGCCUGGAUUAACCCUCCAGCUUCCCUUGGAAAGUGGAAGAAAGACCCAGAAUUGGCCACGUUUGUCUUCAGAACCGCCAUUGUGUUUGUACACAAGGACUGCUCUAAGCCGAAGAAAAAAAUCGGUGGGGCGCAUCGAGGCUCCACCCCAGACGAGAAGGACCACUUCCGUUAUCGUCACAUGAUCCCCACAGAUGUCCUUCAGAUCCGGUCCCUAGCAAACGGCGAGGGCACGGCAGUGUGUGAGAUCGUCCAUGUGAAGUCCGAGUCCGAAGGGAGACCGGAGAGAACUUUCCAGCUCUGCUGCCGGUCCCCGGAGAGCAAGAAGGAUCUGCUGAAGAUGGUGCACUCGGUGCUGCGGGACAAACAGCGCAGGCAGCUGCUGAAGACAGAGAGCCUCCCCCUCAGCCAGCAGUACGUGCCUUUCGGGGGGAAGCGUCUGUGUGCCCUGAAGGGGGCGCGACCCGCCAUGAACCGGGCAGUCUCUGCUCCCACUCGAACACUUGGCCGGCGAAAGCUGGUGCGUAACCGCUUCACCAUCGACACGGAUGUGGUGUACGACGGGGGCCCCGACAGCGAUCCGUCCACGGAGCCGGUCACUCCGGGGACACCCGAGACCCCCGAUGGGCCUGCUGAGCUGGUGCACGGGGACACGGACCGCUGGGUGGAGGAGCAGUUCGACUUGGACCGCUAUGAGCAGGAGGAGGUCAAGGAGACGGACAUCCUGAGCGAUGAGGACGAGUACUACACUUUGGCGAGGGGAGCCUCCUCCGAGACAGACCUGGAGGCCCCUCUGAGAGCCCUGUCCCUGGGGGAGGCUGCCUGGCAGGAGGGAGAGGACGAGGAUGAGGCUGGGGAUCCGGGCCUACUCAAAGACCCCAUGACAGACCAACCAGAAAAGACCCCCGAGUGCACGCAAGACCCUGGAGCACAGCAUAGAAGAGCCAGUGAGGAAGUCAUAUGGCUGCGGCGAGAUGACUCAGAGGGACGAGUGAAUACCUGAAAACAUGCAAGACAGACCUGGAUCCCAUUGCGUCACUCACAAAUAUCUAAACUGGUGGGAAAACAACAUUGUCGGCAUGCCGUUUCAGAGACCUGUACCGUAAAACGCUAUUCACAGCUAAUGUUGCUUCCCAAAAGUAUUUAUUCUAUAAGUAAACACCCAUAAAAGAACUUUGCACAAUUUAAACCCCCACCCAAUCCUGUUUCAAUAACAGCAACAUAAAUCACAUAAUUUAACUUUGUUCGCAUGCCUCCAUGCUGAUGAGAGACGUUGAUGGCAAUAAUAACUAAAGGAUUUGAACGCGAUAAGUAUUAACCACCGGCGUGGUUUGCACAUGAGCCUGAGGCAGCUAACUUACUUUCCAAUCAUUUCCAGUUUUAUAUUUUAAGCCUGGGAAACUGGAGUGCAUUUCCCUUAAGAUCUCGUGGCUCAGACGGUUCACGUCAUACUUAAGGGCUGAAAGAAUUGGGCCACUGCAUGGGGGGGGCAGGAAGAGGUCAAAGAGGCGACCUUUGAGAAGCCUGAAUGAAAAGCGGGAUAAACUGAAAUUUUGUGUCAUAUUGUUUUAUUAUUAUUGUAUUAAUUCAAUCAAAAAGCACCGAUUUAUAUAUGUAUUGCUUUCUGGAAAAGGUGUUGAACAUUUCCAUUUAUGUUCUGUAGUUGUGCACAAACAUCACAGUAUUUCUGUCUUCUCGGAAGGUAAGGCUUUUAUUUUUUUAUCGUUAAUUUUACUUGUCCUGUUUUACUUGAAUUUUUUGGCAGUAUAAGAAGCAGGUUUUAUUGUUUUUGCCAUUUCUUUGUCACGCUGCCUUUCAUUUGACUUCAUUUGCUUUUAAAAGUUUUCAUUUGAUGCCAGGUAUGGUUUGCAGUGCUCUUCAGUUCAUCAGGCCACGUGCACGCUUUGUGUAAAGGUUAAUCUGAAGUAUAGAUGCUAGCCUUCAAGAGCUCUUCGAUAAUAAAAAAAAAUAAAUGCACUUACUGUAAUAUUACACCCAAGUCAAAUGAAUCCUUUAGUAUCCUUGUACUGUAGUUGAUAAAUAUCAUAUGUAUCUGGUGCCUAUAUUAACAGGCAAAGCAAUGUUGUUUUUUAAUUAUUUUAUGAAUUAAACAGUAGUAUUGGCUCAGAAAAAUGCACGGUAUAUUUUGGUAAAUUCUUCAGAUUGUGAAGUGCAAUCAAGAUAUGAAAAGUGUCUGAAUUAGUGGAGCUGAAGGUUAGUUUGUUAAUAAAAUAAAGCUCAUGUUACCAAGACUUUUUAAAACUCUGUUAUGUACAUAUGACUGUGUCUUGAUAUUAUAUCCAAUAAACUGGUUUCCUACUGUGUGUUUACUUUCU